AUGGCGAUGCUUCAGGUUGACUUCCUGGUUGAAAUCUCCUGUCUGGAUGAAGUGCCCUUUAAGAUCCCUCUUGGCUUUCUUGAGGAUGCAAAGGAAGAAGUCGAACGCAUCCCAGCUCCAGAAAUCCCUCUGCCUGACUACCUGAAGAUACUGCAGGAAACUGAGGCCCAGGAUUCAUUCUCCCCCCUGGCCCCAUCACAGCCACUCAAUUCCCACGCUGCCGUCCUGGACUCUUCGGUCGAGCUGCUCUCCGCUCUCAGCCCAGAGGGGAGGGAGUUGCUGGCGGCGGUGACCGAGCAGGGCUACCCUCUCCGUAUGGCCAUCAUCGCCCUCCAGAAAACUGGCCAGCAGAGUCCAGAGCAGAUCUUGAGGUAUCUGGACGCCUGUGAUCGGUUAUGUGAACUCGGCUAUGAUGAAGCUCAGGUUGAAGAAGCACUUGAGAUGUUUCAGAACUGUGAGAGCAAGGCUGAGGAGUUCCUUCACCUUCUUGCUCAGUUUGAUGAAAUGGGCUCUCUCUGGCUUAGUGUGACAUGGGUUCUUCUGGUGCAUGAGAACCACAGAGAGCGAGCGCUGGAGGAACUCAUGACCCGCGUGGCCUGAUCCAAUCCGUGUUAUGAUGCAAUGAAUUAGCUGCGAUCAUGGUUUGUGCUAUUCACCGGGCUCAUAUAGCUGUUGCUUUUUUAUCAUAUGCUGAACUGUGUUUAUUCAUUGCACAUUCUACACAUGUGUUGAGGCCUCGGGGACAAGCACAGUUUGACAGUCGACACCAAAGAAUGACUCUGU
Messenger RNA from Cyprinus carpio (common carp), 783 nucleotides. RefSeq names its product ubiquitin-associated protein 1-like. Lineage: Eukaryota; Metazoa; Chordata; Actinopteri; Cypriniformes; Cyprinidae. The record is from RefSeq and is a predicted model, not a curated record. Gene Ontology annotation, biological process: ubiquitin-dependent protein catabolic process via the multivesicular body sorting pathway. Gene Ontology annotation, molecular function: ubiquitin binding. Gene Ontology annotation, cellular component: ESCRT I complex.